GCAAAGGCUCCGCAAUCAACGUAACGCACCCCAAGUAAAGGACACGUCGCAUGGCUAUCUCGUGGUCUGAACAUAUGGUCCGAAUUCCAUUUCGCACCACACUCUUCCUUAGACUCGGUCUAUCCAGUCUACUCACUACAAUGGUCCGCACCGACGAGUCUGCUAUCAGGUUCAGACGUCGUCCUGAACUUCAAGGGAACAACCCUGUGGGAUGCGGCACUUCAACUUGAAUGCUUGCCAUUCGACUGGACAUGAGUCAGAAGGCGGUAAGGACUUGUGCUGGGAGAUAUUAAUUGGUGCACCAUGAGGCGUUGGCAAUGCGACUGCUGCAUGCUGGCAGUCUUCGCCUCCGAGCUGCUUGGACGCAACAUUGAUCAUUUAUAGAAUGUGAUUUCCGUAAAAGCUGAUGCGCACACAGUUAAAUACUCUUCCAACGCCUAAACAGCAUUUCAACGAUUACCCUCUUGCCGCCAUUGCUGUGUACCAUGGAUCCAGAUAUGGCUCAUUCCACUGCAAGUGGCAUUUGCGCGCCUAGUGCUGUAGAGGAACCGUUACCGCUUACCCAAAGACCGUCCGCCUCUGCCUAUCGACCACGCACAAGUGUUCCAGACAGUCAACCUCACGAUAGGUUUUCCAACUGGCAGACUCUUCGAAGAGCUGCAACUUUAAUGGUACGACCAGAAAAGCCGAUAGCCAAAGCCCCCAGCGUGUGGAGAAGCAUUCAAGCAAUUGUUUUUGCUUCAUGGCUAAAUGUCCUGUUGGUCUUUAUCCCGAUAUCCUGGGUUAUAAACUUUGCUCUACCUUAUCAGCAUACUUUUAUAUUUGUCUUUUCAUUUCUCGCUAUCGUCCCGCUAGCCAAUAUUCUCUCCUUCGCGACGGACGAGCUGUCACUACGAGUCGGUGAACCUCUAGCUAGUCUCAUCGACAUUACAUUAGGAAAUCUCAUCGAACUCAUCAUAUCAAUCAUCGCCCUCACAAAGUGUCAGAUUACAAUUGUCCAAUCAUCUUUGAUGGGUUCUGUCCUGAGCAAUAUCUUAUUGGUACUGGGCACGUGUUUUUUCGCCGGUGGCCUCCGCUUCUCAGAACAGGGAUUUGGUCAAAGUGCUGUGCAAAUUGACUCGUCAUUACUCACCAUCAGCAUCAUCGCCGUUUUACUACCUGGUGGUGUUCAGAUGGCUGUGCAGGGCCAGCCCCAAUAUGAUGAAUUGUCGACUAAUUACAACAUAUUAAAGAUUAGUCAUGGCCUUGCAAUUAUUCUCCUUUUCAUCUACGCCUCUUAUCUGGUUUUCCAGUUAUUGUCGCACAAAGCCUUGUACGAUGAUUACGCUGAUGAUAUACAAAUGACCAGGUGCUACAUGGGCGAUAAUCCAUUCCUGUUGCACAGGACACGUAGGAAUAUCAUGCACAGUGAAACAGUGUCUUCCCCGAGUUCGGCACGUCAUGGAGAGGCAGCCACAACAUCAUUCCACCCCUCGGAUGCUAACCCUGACGUAGAACCCGGGACCCGUUCCAUAAUAUCGGUGGAGAUGGAGCCUGAGCAACCACUGAUGAGCCUCGCCGUGUGCCUUUGGCUUCUGGUUGCAGUAAUGGUGUUAGUUGCUGUCACUACAGUGUUCCUUGUUGACUCCAUUGAUGGUUUGACUUCAUCUGGGUUGAUCAACAAGGAGUUCAUCAGUGUUAUUUUGCUUCCGAUGAUUGGUAAUGUAACGGGACAUGUCGCCGAGCACGCCACCGCGGUUAGAAGGUCCGUCAGGGAUAAACUAACUUUAAGCUUGAAAGUUGCUGUGGGUUCGAGUAUUCAAAUCACCCUUUUUGUGAUUCCAUUCAUCGUAACACUUGGCUGGAUUAUGAACAAGCCAUUGUCGCUUCUCUUUGACCCGCUGGAGUCCAUCGUGUUGUUCCUGUCCGUCCUCACUGUGAGCUAUAUGGUGCAAGAAGGCAAGUCAAAUUGGUUGAAAGGAAUGAUUCUCAUAUGCUUGUAUACGAUGUUGGGUGUAACGUUUUGGUAUUAUCCUGGUGAGUCCCUCGUCGGUGGGACGGAUGAGUUUCAUACAUGUUAAAUGUAACUGUCUCAAGGCACUCAAGUGAUCUUCCAAAAUUGUUAGGCCACACAUGACUAGGGCGUCACGCAUGUCAGCGAUGUCAGCCAAAACCUGGCCCUGUCUGAUAAUCCCUAUGAACGCUAGUAACGACGUCACCGUAGUUUAGAUAUCAUGUACUGC
This is a messenger RNA of Suillus subalutaceus, 2222 nucleotides long. Its product is annotated as calcium proton exchanger. Gene Ontology annotation, cellular component: fungal-type vacuole membrane. The record is from RefSeq and is a predicted model, not a curated record. Gene Ontology annotation, molecular function: calcium:proton antiporter activity. NCBI's taxonomy places the organism in Eukaryota, Fungi, Basidiomycota, Agaricomycetes, Boletales, Suillaceae. The coding region runs from base 486 to 2060 and encodes 524 amino acids. The transcript has 19 exons. Gene Ontology annotation, biological process: intracellular calcium ion homeostasis; calcium ion transmembrane transport.